Miscanthus lutarioriparius is the source of this 558-nucleotide messenger RNA. The record is from the annotation of a GenBank genome assembly. NCBI's taxonomy places the organism in Eukaryota, Viridiplantae, Streptophyta, Magnoliopsida, Poales, Poaceae.
AUGGAGGAAGGUGGGAGCAGCCGGGCGGCCGUCCUCCCGGACGAGCUCAUCGUCGAGAUCCUCGCGCGGCUGCCGGCCAAGUCGCUUUGCCGCUGCAAGUGCGUGUCGCGGGCCUGGCGGACCCUCAUCUCCGAUCCGGACCACCGCGGCAGGUUCGCGCAGACGCUGUCGGGGCUCUUCUUCUCCCGUCACCGCGUCAGCCACCCGCCCUGGCCCCAUGGAUUCGUCGGCCUGCCCACGUCUCCGCCUGGGGUCGAUACGGCUCUCUCCUUCCUGCCCCCCACCUGCUGGGACAUGGGUCUGCUGGACUCUUGCAACGGGCUGCUCCUCUUGCGGGGCCAGGACACAAGGGAAUGGCCUUCACCACCGCCCUUCUACGUCGUGUGCAAUCCGGCCACCGGGGAGUGGGUUGCAGUGCCCCAACCGAGGCACACCCAGGGGCUGUACGGUCCACAGAAUACCGCGUCCUCCCCUUCCGGUCGCUGCUCCCCCGUCCCCGGCGGCACGCGCGAGGUCCGGCUCCUCCCCUUCUGGCCGCGCGAGCUCCUAGUCCGGUGA